Messenger RNA from Triticum aestivum (bread wheat), 2575 nucleotides. Its product is annotated as zinc finger BED domain-containing protein RICESLEEPER 2. Gene Ontology annotation, molecular function: DNA binding. The transcript has 3 exons. Bases 1081 to 2403 code for a protein of 440 amino acids. Lineage: Eukaryota; Viridiplantae; Streptophyta; Magnoliopsida; Poales; Poaceae. The record is from RefSeq and is a predicted model, not a curated record.
AUCCGUGAUUUCUAAUUGAAGUACUCAAUGUAAGGAUAUUCUGAUUCUUCACUCAUAUGGCAACCCUGUUAGUCAUCAGUGAUCAACAUCAGAUUCGUCAGAUCAACUGUUUGGACCAGGAGCAUGCUCCAAUAGAAGUGUUUGAAUACAUUGACCUCAAAUUUUAUUGGGUGCUCAAUAUCUGAAAAUGGACAACUACGACUGUUCCAGUACGUCGAGAGCUCAAUGUUUACUCAUGGGAAGAUUCAAUCUCAGUACCAUCUGUGGCAUUUUCUAAGUACUGCGAGACGAUGCAGGCAUAAUUGAGGGUAGUCGUUCCCCACUCGAGACUGGAAUCCACUUGUAUACUCUUACUAACACCCACCGUGGCAUUUUAAUCAGGCUAUAGCUCAUUGCCAAACAUCCUUGUCCUACCAUGGUAUUUCAACACUUCAAUGCCCACAUUCACUCAAGAUGGGAAUGGGUCGGGUCGGCCCGCUGGGUCACUGACCCGGCCUGAAAUCUUGGGGCCAAUGGGCCAGGUGGGUUGGCCUCGAAACAUAAAACGGGUUAGCGGAGCCGGCACCGCAUGACCCGAUGGACCGGACGGGUCGACCCAGCCGUCUGAUUGCGCUGCCCUAGUCCAUCUCUGCCGCCGCCCCUCACGAUCUCUGCAGGCCGCUCCCGACGAUUUCUGCCGUCGCCGGCCAUCUCUGCCGCCCUCGGCCUCCCCCGACCUUCUCUACCGGCCGCCCCCGACCUUCUCUGUCGAUCUGCCGUCGCCGCCGGCUGCCCUUGAACAUCUCUGCUGGGCCUGCUGCCACCGACAUUCCUCCCGCCUCUCGUUCGUCGUUUUGGUCGCCGUCGAGCUCGCUGACCUGCGGUCCCGUCCACCGUCUACCUCGCCAUUCCGGUCGCCGUCCUCAACGUCAUCAUCUCGCAGAAAAAUGGAAGAGGAACAAGGGGACCAUGAGGCAUACCAAAGUGGUGGUUCAUCGUUGAUACCGGUGCGACAAUGAGAGGGCUCAACCACCCCGAGGGGUGUCUCCUUCUUCGAUAAACAUUUGUAGAGCUUAUCAUGGACGUUCACAAGACACUCGUAUGGUUGAUUUUGAAGAAGAUGAGGUUGAUGAAGAAGAUGUUGACUAUGAAGAAGAAGAGGAAGGAGAAGAAAAUGAGGAUGAUGAAGAAGAAGAUGAUGAUGAAGAAGAAGAACAAGAGGGAGAUAAUGUGGAUGAAGAGGGAGAGGUUGAGAUCAUUGACAUGGGAAAAUUUUUUGAACCGGGAAGAAAGUUUUUGUCUAAAGUGUGGAAAGAAUAUGAGCCAAUCCGUGUUGAUGACAUAGUUGUAGCUGUUGAGUGCAAACACUGUGCAAGGAAUAUUUGUGCUGAGCGUAAACAUGGAACAAGUUCAUUGCGCAAACAUUUGAAGAGAUGCAGGGAAAGGAAGAAGGUUCUUAGAGUUUCUGGACAACUGAGUGCUUCUAUCGUGAGUCCCGAUGGAGUUGCAAUGGGGCUUUGGACCUUUAAUCAGGCAUUAGCACGCCGAGAGCUGAUGAGGAUGAUAGUGUUGCAUGAAUUGGCAUUCUCAUUGGUGGAGUAUGAUGGAUUUAGAAGAUUUGUCUCUAGUCUAAAUCCCAGCUUCAAGAUGAUAUGUAGAAAAACAGUGAAGGAGGACUGCAUGAAAGCAUUCAAGGAAGAGAAGAGAAUUCUGCAAAGGAUGUUCCAAAACUCCAAAUCCAAGAUUUCUUUGACCACAGACCUGUGGACAUCAAAUCAGACAGUGGGGUACAUUUGCAUCACAACUCACUUCAUUGAUGAGGAGUGGAAGCAGCAGAAGAGGAUAGUUAAAUUUGCCGCUAUGGAGACGCCGCACACAGGAGCUGCAAUGUUCAACAUCAUGGUGAAUUUCAUAAGAGAGUGGAACAUUGAAGAUAAUCUCUUUGCUGUGACGCUAGACAAUGCAUCGAAUAAUGGUGCAAUGAUGAAGCUAUUGAAGGCACAUCUCCUGCUUAAGAAGAUGUUACCUGGUGGUGGCAAGUUGUUUCACCAACGUUGUGCCGCCCAUGUCAUAAAUCUGAUAUGUCAAGCAGGAUUGAACUUCCUUGGUACAGUGAUCAACAUGAUAUGUGAAACUGUGAAAUACAUUCGAAGCUCACCAAGUCGAAAGGAAAAACUUCAAGAAAUCGUUGAGCAACAUGGUGUAUCAUGUGGGAGAACUCCAAGUCUUGAUGUUCCAACUCGCUGGAACUCAACCUACAUGAUGAUUGAUAUAGCAAAAGAGUAUCGCGGAGUGUUUGACUCUUUGGCCAUUCAAGAUAAACAAUAUACCUUCAAGCCAUCUUUUGAGGAUUGGGAAAAUGCCGAAUAUGUUUGCAGGCUACUAAAGGUAUUUUAUGAAGCCACUAAUGUGAUAUCUGUUUGAAAUAUGCCCUAGAGGCAAUAAUAAAUUAGUUAUUAUUAUAUUUCCUUGUUCAUGAUAAUCGUUUAUUAUCCAUGCUAGAAUUGUAUUGAUAGGAAACUCAGAUACAUGUGUGGAUACAUAGACAACACCAUGUCCCUAGUAAGCCUCUAGUUGACUAGCUCGUUGAUCAAUA